This is a messenger RNA of Scaptodrosophila lebanonensis, 3285 nucleotides long. Its product is annotated as myotubularin-related protein 10-B. The record is from RefSeq and is a predicted model, not a curated record. The coding region runs from base 502 to 2976 and encodes 824 amino acids. Lineage: Eukaryota; Metazoa; Arthropoda; Insecta; Diptera; Drosophilidae. The transcript is spliced from 2 exons.
GUGUGUGUGUGUUUGUGUGUUAGUAAGGGAAUAAUUGUUUCGAAUAAAAAACAAAUAAUACAUAAAUGCAUGUACAUAUAUGUAUGCACAUAGGUGAUGCAUAAAGAUGGCGAGAUAAUAAAAAAAAUUCUCGCUUGUUGGCAAAACAACCUCACACAGGACCAACGCUUUGUGUCAUUGGAGGCGUACUGACGGCGGCUAACGGUAAGAGGCGAGGUGUAAACUGUUGCAAGUGCGCCCACAGAAAUACCAACAACAGCAAGAAUUGCAACAACAGCAACAACGGGGGCAGCCAACAUUGAAGCAGACCGGAAAUAAGAAAUAAUUGAAUAUUCAAAGUACGUCGCACCAGCUGUGGAUAAGAGAGGUGGGCAGUAAACGGUAGCGGUGACGGAAGCGGUGGUGGCGCGCUGACGCGACGACAAAUAGAAGCGAGUCAGAGGAGAAAACCAUUGGCCGAAUUGGCGGCCGCAGUCCCCACACGCUGUCCAGAAACAAACUAUGGCCACUGGUGGCAGCGAGAUGCCAGAUCAUCGCAAGCGCAACACCUUUACCAGCUAUGUGGCGCCGUUGCCUGGCGACCUCCGCGCAAACGCAGACACCAAUGAGUGGUUUGUGCCUAGUGAUCUGCGUAACGUGCAUUGGGCCAAGCCGCGCCUGCUUUCCAACGAACAGGUUGUGGCCGAGGCACCCGCAUACAUGUAUUCUCCCAUAGCGCCCAUGGAGAGUGGCGAUAAGCAGCCUGACCACAAGGAGGCCACUUUUGGAUUGCUAAGUGUGACAAAUUUUAAGCUGGCAUUUGUGCCGUUGCAGCCGCGUUCCACACUUGGUCUUCCCGCUCCAUCCCCGCUUUCUGAUCUUUAUCAGGAAAAUCUUUACCUGGGCCGAAACGAAGUCACUCUCAAUAACAUCGAUCAGAUCUAUACUAUCGCGGAGCUGGGACGCACAGCUAGCGCUCUGCAUGCAGUCCGUGUGGCGGGCAGCAAGCGAAAGAAGCUGGAACCCACCAAGCAGCAGAGCAUUCAAGGACGGAUCGCUGCUCUGCACAUCAUCUGCAAGAACUUUCGUCUGCUAAAGUUUGCCUUCCAGCAACAGGACUCCAAAAUGAGCGGUUCUAGCGAUAACGGCAAGAGGAUAGCCUCGGCGCUGGUGCGCUUUGCCUACCCGACGCGUCAUGAUCUGAGCUUCGCCUACGUCUACCGAGAGCCCUACUACUCAACACUGGGCAAGCCGGGCGGCGGCGUCAGCAUGUAUGCGAGCAAGAACGACUGGGCACGCGAGCUGAUCCGUUGCGGUGCCACGGAGUGGCAGGUGGUCAGUGCAAGCAGCGUGCCUCUAUUGCAAAACAAGCUGCAUGCUGGCAAAUAUACAUUGCCGCCGCAUUUCGUAAUACCCAAGAGCUGCACAGUGGAGCGUUUUCUCGACUUGUCGCGUGCUUUCUGCGACUCACGCGCCGCGUUCUGGGUGUACAGCUAUGGCAGCAGUGCGGCCUCACUUGUGCGCCUAGCUGAGCUGCAGCCGGCGACGCAGCAGGAUACAAAGAUGGAGAACGUAACGCUCGAACUUGUGCGCAAAUGUGACGAGCACAAGAAAAUUAAGGUGCUUCAGCUGACGGAAAACCUGCCAAGCAUACAGGAUGUACAGCGUGCCUACCAGAAGCUACGGCGUCUGUGCACGCCCGAAACGCCGGAAAAGUUUAUGCUGCAAGAUGACAAGUAUCUAGCACUUCUUGACAAAACCAACUGGCUACUCUACGUCUCGUAUUGUCUGAAAUAUGCCAACACGGCGGCGUCCACGCUGCGUUCUGGCACCACAUGCGUGUUGCAGGAGUCUAAUGGUCGUGACUUGUGCUGCGUGAUCUCGAGCCUGACGCAGCUCUUACUCGAUCCACACUUCCGCACCAUAGAUGGCUUCCAGUCGCUGGUGCAAAAAGAAUGGGUGGCUCUGGAGCAUCCCUUCCAGCGUCGGCUGGCCCAUGUUUAUGGCACCCCCGGUGGCAGCGACCAGCUGCUGGACAGCGAGCAGAGUCCUGUCUUCCUGCUGUUCCUUGACUGUGUAUGGCAGCUGCUGCAGCAGUUCCCCGACGAGUUCGAGUUCUCGCAGACCUACUUAACCUCGCUUUGGGAUGCCUGCUUCAUGCCUAUCUUUGACACCUUCCAGUUCGAUACGCAUGCACAGCGGGCCCGUGCCGUCAGCGAGUCCAAGCUGGUGCUGCGACCGGUGUGGGACUGGGGUGAACAGUUUUCGGACAAGGACAAAAUGUUCUUCAGCAAUCCACUGUAUCAGCGCCAGCGUGGCGAUGCGAGCCAAAUACAGCAACAGCGUCGCUCCCUAGCCGUGGGCCACAAGCUCAGCACUUCAGGGCCGGCAAGUGGUGUGGGAUCGCUGUCGAUGUCCAUGAACCGGUACACCAUCAAUCCGCAGCUGUUUGCAACGCAGUCGACAGUGCCGCAGGAUCGCUUCCUGGUGGCCGCCGAUCGCAUCUUUGAUCUGGCCGUGUGGGAUCAGUGUUAUUAUCGCUGGUUGCCGGUUCUCGACAUACGCGGGGGCGGGCAGCCACAGGUCGAUCUCUUCCAUCGCAUGUUGUUGAGCAACAUUGCGAAAGUGCAACGGUGUUUGGACCUGCAGAGCUUUGAGGAGUUACCCGAUGCCUAUUAUGAGGCGCUGGGUGAACAGCGUCCGAUUAGUAAGCAGCUACAGCACCAGGAUGAAGAGCCGGAGCCGGAGCUCGAGUAUGUGGAUGGUGUGGAGAGACGUCGCAAAUCGUUGCCUAGCACGGCAGCAGCUAUGGCGACGGCAAGCACAACGAAUGGUCUGGUCAGUGUUACACCGCAGCUCUCCACGCUCUCCUCCUUCUUCCCUUUCGGGAGUCCCAUUGCUGGUGAUGCUCCGCAUCAGCUUUACGAUAUACUCAGCAGCAGUACCGAGCUAUUGCUCGAGACCUCGUCAAUCAUGGACAAGUCGUCGAUUGUGUGAGCCGAGUUGCCCACUUCUUGGCGUUCCACUACACGCACAACGUUCGCAUAUGUAUGUACGCAUCCUGUACGGCUUCACAGCCAUCUUCCUUCGCAUGCAUAUGCCCGUCUCUUUCUAUCGCAUAUGUAUCAAUAUAUUUACAUAUGUAUGUAUGUACCAUUUGUUGUUGUUUUUGACGAGGCGAAAUGUGAAGGAGACGAUUUCUAAUUAUCCAUGUAUUUCCUAUUGAUUUCCUGUACAAGCUGAACUCUGCAAGUAUUACAAAUUUACCUUUGAACGUAUAAUAUAUGUAUGUUUUUGACAUUUUUU